This is a messenger RNA of Naumovozyma dairenensis CBS 421, 1134 nucleotides long. RefSeq lists its product as uncharacterized. The coding region runs from base 1 to 1134 and encodes 377 amino acids. Lineage: Eukaryota; Fungi; Ascomycota; Saccharomycetes; Saccharomycetales; Saccharomycetaceae. The record is from RefSeq and is a predicted model, not a curated record. The transcript has a single exon.
AUGCAUGCUAGUAAUGCAUUGUUUAUUGUGAAAUUGUUCACGUUGCUCCCAAUUCGGUUGGUAUAUUGUUACCUUGUGAUCUUGAUAAGACAUAGGAGGUCGCUGAAAGGAAGUAUAUGGAUACGAGCGUUUAUGAGAGAAGCAUUUGAUAUGACUGAUGAUCAUACUUGUCCUGAUAUCAUUAAUCCAUUGUUUAACUUAUGCGUCAAUUACUUAUGUGACAAAGUGGAAACUAUUCAAUAUCAAAUAACUGAUGAGCAUCGUCUAUCGUUUAGCGCGAUCGGAUUGAGAGAUGAAAUGAUUGAUGUGAGAUAUAGAUGGUAUUAUAAACCUGAUGAUUUUAAUGCAAGUGAUGAUGACAUUUUGCUUUACUUCCAUGGUGGUGGGUUUGCUGUGACUUUGGUCCCCACAUCAUUGAUAUUCUUAAGGAAUUUAAGUAUAUGGUUCCCCAAGAUGGCUAUCAUUAUGAUAGAUUAUUCUGUGACAGUGGGAGAAAAUGAUAAACAAUAUCCUUAUCAAAUCUUAGAAAGUAUAGGUCUAUAUACUCAUCUCAUAAACAAUUUACAAUGCAAAAAUGUGAUUCUUAUGGGAGAGUCCGCAGGAGGUAAUCUUGAAUUAGCAUUAUUAAAUUACUUGUCGACGACGACGAUGAUGAAGACUAAGAUACCACUACCGAAAAAGACAAUUUUGAUAAGCCCUUGGGUAAACCCAUCAAGAUUGGAUAGAUACGAUAUUAUGCAAGAGAAAGAAAUUGAAAGAUUAGAUUGUUUGUCGUUUGAAGGUUUGGAGAAAUUCACAAAACGAUAUCUACAAUCAAUGAACCCUUUGAAUGGCGUCAAUUCACUACCAUUCGUUGAUCUUUCAUAUGAUUUUGACUCUGACAAUUGGAAAACUAUUUUAGAACAAAGUUCAAUAUACAUCACAUACGGUAAAGAUGAAAUAUUGAAACCACAAAUACAAACAUUCAUAAAGAACUUGGAAAUGAUACAUCCAAAUAACUUUGAUACAUCAAGACAGGUCUCAGCAUAUGAAGGUGGAUGUCACAUUGAACCACUUUUAAAAUUAGAUACAGACUUAAAUUCUUGGUCAAUGCAUGCCUCUGUUAACGGUAUCCUAAGAUUUAUAGAACAUUGA